Messenger RNA from Gloeophyllum trabeum ATCC 11539, 1428 nucleotides. Its product is annotated as Zn-dependent exopeptidase. The transcript is spliced from 10 exons. NCBI's taxonomy places the organism in Eukaryota, Fungi, Basidiomycota, Agaricomycetes, Gloeophyllales, Gloeophyllaceae. Gene Ontology annotation, molecular function: metalloexopeptidase activity. The coding region runs from base 1 to 1428 and encodes 475 amino acids. Gene Ontology annotation, biological process: proteolysis. The record is from RefSeq and is a predicted model, not a curated record.
AUGGUCGCCAACGCUGGGCUCGGUCUAGCGACCCUCCUGAUUACUGCCUUCGAUCCCUCCCUACUCAGUGGCCAGCCCUGCUUGUCUCAAAGCUAUUAUGGCAGCUUUUCGGGACGUAGCAUCUUCCGCCCCGACCCCUCUUGCUUGGAAUUGGUAACCGAUUCACUUCCGUCUGGGACGAUAGUACCAGCAAGCAAGGAUAUGGCGCAACUGGUAUGGAUUGAGGAGCAAGCUAUCGACGACUCCUUGAAGUCCCCCUCUGGCGGCUUCGACCUCCAGCUGGAGGAGCUCCUAACCAAGAUCUCAACUUUGGGCACCGCGUACUCUGCGUAUGACUUCGCGGGGGAGCGCGAACAAGUAUUGGGACCUCCCAUCACGCAUUACGAUGUGAUGUACCGCAGCGGUCCAUCUGCCCUGUUGUCUCUCCCCGCCGAUGCUGCCAAAGUCAUCGACACUAUUAUCCCGCCAUUCUGGAAAUCGACCUUGCUUCUCAAGGAGCCCAUUACCUACGUACCCGUCCCCUCUGAUGCCGUCCAGAGGGUUCGAGCGCUCCUUGACUCGGUCAAGUUUGACCCAACGGUGGCCGCAAUCGUGUCGAAUAUCUCCGUUCCCCAGAUGAAGAAUGAUAUCCGCUUCCUCACGGGCGAGGACGGAAAAUCGGGCAUCAUUUCCCGCCACUCCUUCUCCUCGGGCGUCCGCACGGCCGCUGCCUGGCUGUCCGACCGUUUCGAAGACACUGGGGCGACCUGUGAACUGAGACCCUUCCUCGCGGGCUUUGCUCCUAACGUCGUCUGCCGUUACCCUUCGACAGUCAACACCACUGCCACGGUCCUCCUGAGCGCUCAUUAUGACAGCCGUGGGUCCUUUGGGAGCACGCGCGCCCCUGGAGGGGACGAUGAUGGCUCCGGCACGGUCGCGCUCCUCGCGAUUGCCAGGACGAUCGCAAGGAAAGGUAUCACGUUCAGGAGUAACGUGGAGCUAGUUGCGUUUUCCGGGGAGGAGCAGGGUCUACUGGGCUCCAAGGCGUAUGCUCGUGAGAUGCGGGAAGCGGGCACAAACUUGACUUUGAUGGUCCAAGCCGACAUGCUGGCAUACCACGCGCCUGGAGAGCCAGCCCAAUUAGGCCUCCCCGAUUUGAUUGGCACCCCUGAGGUGAGCCAACUGGUGGCGAAUUUGUCGGCGAUAUACAGCCCAGAACUGCAAGUGGGCUUAACCCCGGCAUGCUGCAGUGAUCAUCAAUCCUUCCAUGAGCAGGGUUUCCCUUCAACUCAAGUAUUUGAGCGGGCCGGGCCGAUCAUAGACCCGAUGUACCACAACAGCGGUGACCUGAGCGAGCGCGAGGGGUAUGACUUCGAGCAGCUCAAGUCGAUCGCCAAAGUACAGUUCGCGACGCUGCUCACGGCUGCUGGGUUCGAUCUGCCUGAGUAA